GAAGUACACAUUCGUUGAUUUUGCCUUGCGAUCGUGUGCGUGUCGAUCGUAAUGGCAGGACUGGAGCUUCUAUCCGACGAGGGAUUUAGAUUAGAUGGUCGACGACCAUCUGAACUGAGAAAGAUUCAGUGUCGUCUGGGAGUUUUUGAUCAGGCAGAUGGAUCAGCAUACAUUGAGCAAGGAAAUACCAAGGCUUUGGCAACUGUUUACGGUCCACACGAGGUUGUUGGAGGAAAGGGUAAGCCCCAGCAUGACAAAGUGACCAUCAACUGCCAAUACAGCAUGGCCACAUUCAGCACAAAUGAGAGAAAGAAUCGGCCUCAAGGGGAUAGGAAAUCAACCGAAAUGUCACUGCACCUGCAGAGAACGUUUGAAGCUACCAUACAAACACAGCUCUAUCCAAGAUCACAGAUUGAUAUCUUUGUGCAGAUUCUGCAAGCAGAUGGAGGGAAUUACUGUGCUUGUGUCAACGCCGCUACUCUUGCAAUCAUCAACGCAGGUAUCCCCAUGAAGGACUAUGUAUGUGCUUGCUCCUCUGGUUUUGUAAAUAAUACACCUCUGUCUGAUGUGAGUUACCUUGAAGAAUCUCAGGGAGGACCUGUAGUGACUGUAGCCUUGCUGCCCAAGUCUGAUCAGAUUGCUCUCUUUAAGAUGGACAAUCGUCUCCAUGUGGAUCACCUAGAGCAGGUGUUGGAGGUAGCCAGUAAGGGUUGUAAGGACAUGUAUGCAGUCAUGGACGCAGCAGUGAAGGAACAUGUCAGUCGGAUGGCAAAGAGUAUGGAAUGUAGCUGAUGAGGAGGAACUGCAACCAGAGUUAUUAAGUUAUAAAGAUGGAGAACAUUUCUUUGCCUUCUGAAUUGAAAGAAAAUAAAUCCUCUUUGAGAUGCCCUUCAGCUUUCUCUAGAGUCUAGGUGGUAAACCUAUUAUACUUGUAAUAGAGGAGGUUGUCAUUGCCCAUCUCAAUAUCACAAGACCAGCAUGAGUAGAACUUUGCUGAAUCCAAUUGAACGGCAUGUUAAAUGUAUUACCGGUACUUAUUAUUAAUUUGUUGGCUAUUUAUGAGCUUGUACUAGAAAAAAAUCUUAAAGCUUGCUCAUUGUGGCCAGUAUCAUGACUCAAUCCAGCCUGAGUUGUCAUGGUAUAAGUUGAAUGAUCUCCAUUAAUUUUAAAAGCAAAAUGAUUACUGAAAGUCCAUUGAUGUACCCCUCAUUAGUUUGUACUUAGAGCAUUAAAUGUACUUUGGAACUCUAUCAGGGGACUUGAAGAAGUGACAAAGAUUUUUAUUUUUUACUGUUCUUACAAAUUUAGCAUUCCAGGAUGGAAAUCUUGUGAUAUUAGAUCAUCAUAAUGUACAAAAUCCACAGCUGGCAUAAACUUUUUGAAUGUGUUCUCUUUUUUUAAGACUAACAAAAAUAGAGUAAGAUGGCUUCCAAAAAUAUAUACCACAAAGCUUUUGAAAUAAUUGAUCUCUGUGGCUUAUACCCUUUUGAACCUCAAAUCUAAUCAAGGGGGUGUUUCACAAAAAUUUAAGAAUGACUUAGAAUCGCACUUAAAUGCUGACACAUACACAAUAUGCAACGCGCAGUCUUAUUAAUCAAUAUGCAGUAGUGUGCAUCCUCUUCACAUGAUCUGACCAAUGCGGUCAUGCCUUUUACAACGCUCGCAACUAGGCAUUAUGUGCGACUCUUAACCCUAAGAAGACUGAUUCAGCCCCCCCCCUCGACAUUUUUCGCGAUAAAUCCGCCGCGCGAAAUUUUUUGACCGCGUCACUCGCUGACUUUUUACUUUUAAGUCUCGCACAAAUUUUGAGACCAAAAUUGUGACCCUUUGUACGCGGUUCCGAAAUUACGCAACAUUUCGUAAGUGCAUGCAGACCCAAAAUUGCUCAAAAACGUGAAUUUGUGUACAAAUCCAAUGCAAAUAGUGUUUUUAGCCAAAUUUCAUAAAAUGUAUCAUUAUUUUCCUUUUAUUGCUUAAAAUCAAUUAAUUUUAUCUUGGUUAUGGUCAAAAUAAAGUCUCCGACAUUGAAAAAACAAUAAAAAACAAAAAGUCGAAAAACAAAGAAAUACAUAAGAAAUUUAGAAAACAAUAAAAUACAUAAAAAAAUAAAUGUGAUGUUGACAUUUUUAAAAAUUUUUAAUCAGAUGCCUAUAAAGAGUAUGUGAAACAAAUAUUAGCAUUUUAGGAGCAUUAUUUUGUUAAUUAGAGCAAACUUAUGAUUUUACGCAUAAAUUAGCAUAAUUAAUGAGCAAUGAGAUUUUUCGCAGAAUUUGAUAUUAUAGUUUUGUAGAUAAUGCCAUGGGUAAUGCGCGUGCCAAUUUUCGUCGUGAUCGCGCGAUCGACGGCCGAGAUCAUAAGGGGGGCUGAAUCAGCCCCCCCCCCCCAGUCUUCUUAGGCGUCGAAAUAGCCCAGUCUAUUUAGGGUUAAGUCAUACUUAAUUCCUUGUGAAACUCCCCCAGAUCAUUAAAACAGCUAUUUAGUUUUCACAAAAACAAGAUAUUUCAAUGUUUACUUCAUAGUGAUGUCUGUGACCUUUGACCGCAUGACCCCAAAAUCUGGUCCAAUCAUUGUCACUCCCAUAUGCAUCGAGCCCAGUUUGAAAUUUAACACUAAAAAUGGUUAUUCAUUUAUCACAAGAUAUUUCAAUUAAUGUAUAUAAUGUCUGGGACCUUUGACCUCACGACCCCAAAAUAUAAUCUGGUGGGCGUUUCAUAAAUCUGUUAUUAAGUUAAGACUGACUUUAAGAACUACCGGUGAACCUCUUUUACGUGCUAAAUAAUCCCCAAUGAACAUUUAAUGGUGAAUUUCAUUUUCCACAAGAAAGGAUCACCAGUCGUUCAUAAAGUCACUCUUAACUUACGAACAGCUUUAUGAAACGGCCCCAGAUCAUUAUUACACCAAUAUCCCAAGUUUGAAGUUUAACCAUUUUAACCAUUCCAUAGUUAUCAUGAGAAUGAUUAACAUGUAUAAUGGCCUCAAUGACAUUUGACCCCCACCCCUCUAAAAAAAAAUACAUCCUGAACUAAGUUUGAAGUUAAUCCAUCAAACGGUUCUUUAGUUAUUAAGGAAAGUUUAUCAGGAUGAUCAGAUGGACAACCUGAAACCACCUAUGGUGAGCGGAAGCAUAAAAGCCUAAUUUUCAGACUUGGAAACUUGAGAAUGGAAUAAAAUGAAUUGUAAAACAUGGAAUACAUGUA
Molecule: messenger RNA, 3197 nt
Organism: Lytechinus pictus (painted urchin)
Lineage: Eukaryota; Metazoa; Echinodermata; Echinoidea; Temnopleuroida; Toxopneustidae
Product: exosome complex component RRP41-like
Exons: 3
Coding region: 52-792 (246 amino acids)
Biological process (GO): poly(A)-dependent snoRNA 3'-end processing; rRNA catabolic process; U4 snRNA 3'-end processing
Cellular component (GO): nucleolus; nuclear exosome (RNase complex); cytoplasmic exosome (RNase complex)
Source: RefSeq, a predicted model, not a curated record